AUGGAAGUUGAUGAAGUCGCUUUAGAGAUAAAUGACAAGAUUGAAAUCUUAAAAGGUUUCGAAUCCGAUCUAUCAGCAGCAACUUAUUGUUUACACAAUGAAGACCAUACGUUGGGAAAUGCAUUGAGGUAUAUGUUGAUGAAAAAUCCUUCUGUGGAAUUUUGCGGAUACAGUAACCCACAUCCAAGUGAGCCAAAGAUUCAUUUACGGAUUCAAAUGUAUGAUCAAAAGUCUAGUCUGACAGCUUUGCGGGACGCUCUGGAUAAUCUCGAUCAACUAUUCCAAACAAUUGGUGAAGAAUAUGAAGCAGAUCUCGCAAAGGAUCAAUAUGAACGAUUCGAAGAGCCUGGCUUGACGGAAGAACAAUUACGGGAAACAGUCAGAAAAGGAGAGGAGAUCAGAAGGCAGCAGAGGGAAGAGAAACGAGCAGAGAGUAAAGCAAAGGCUAGCGUUGCAAGCUCGUUGAGAUAA
Molecule: messenger RNA, 471 nt
Organism: Meira miltonrushii
Lineage: Eukaryota; Fungi; Basidiomycota; Exobasidiomycetes; Exobasidiales; Brachybasidiaceae
Product: RBP11-like subunits of RNA polymerase
Exons: 3
Coding region: 1-471 (156 amino acids)
Biological process (GO): DNA-templated transcription
Cellular component (GO): RNA polymerase I complex; RNA polymerase III complex
Molecular function (GO): DNA-directed RNA polymerase activity; protein dimerization activity; DNA binding
Source: RefSeq, a predicted model, not a curated record